Leptosia nina is the source of this 1464-nucleotide messenger RNA. Lineage: Eukaryota; Metazoa; Arthropoda; Insecta; Lepidoptera; Pieridae. The record is from the annotation of a GenBank genome assembly.
AUGGAAGCCGGUGACAAACGCAACAGGGUCCCAAGUCACGCAGAGCUCCGUCUUCAACCGUCAGUCGCAUUGCAUGCGCCGACCGCGAUACACGCUCCUAAUACCGCGCUGACGACCAUGCUGCUGGUCCUCUUCGCCAUCGUGGCUGCUGCCGCGGCACAAAAUGAGAAGUCACCCAAAUCGAUCACCCCGCACCGGGAACAGUUUCGAGUGAUUUACGAAUGGCGCUUCAUCGAUUUCGAGUGGGGAUCCCCCGAAGAACGUGAAACUUACCUGAACAAUAGUAACUAUAUCCCACAAAAUGUCAUAAUAUCAGGCAUUAAUUUCCACGGGGACAAUCUGUUUCUAACGUUACCGAGAAUGCUCAACGGCGUGCCCGCAACUUUAGCGAUGAUCCCCGCAUUUCAAAACGAGACUACGGCUCCAAAACUCAAACCUUUCCCAAGUUGGGCUCAGAAUAAAGUUGGCGAUUGCGAAUCCCUUCAAUUUGUGCAAAAUAUCGAGAUAGACCGGAACGGUAUCAUGUGGAUAUUGGACAACGGGCGUAUAGGAACUCUCACCCAAACACCUGACCCAAAAUGCCCUCCGUCGAUCGUUUUGAUUGAUUUAAAAACGGGGAAAAACGAAAUGGAGCGCAUCCCAUUGCCUGCGGAGAUAGUGAACCCUAACACGACUUAUUUGAAUGACCUCGUAGUGGACAACCGAGACGGAGACUACGCAUAUAUAACAGACAACAGCGCUGUCGAUCCAGGUAUAAUCGUUUUUCGAAGAGAUGAUAAAAAGAUAUGGAAGUUACGCGAUAAGCGGUCAAUGUCAUCAGUUCCGGAAGCCACACUUUUCCGCAUCAAUGGCACUACGGUAAACCUUCCAGUUAAUGUGGAUGGAAUCGCACUUGGACCGCAAUUUCGCGCCGAAGACGAUAGCAUCGACCGCACUGUUUACUACUGCCCGUUAGCCAGUUUUCAUCUGUUUGCUAUAAACGCGUCAGUAUUGAGAAACGAGUCUCUCGGUGAAAGAAGCGAAGGAGCGAUUCGCCCUUACGUAGUGGACUUAGGUACGAAAUCUUCGCAAACAGAUGGCAUGAAGAUGGACUCGACCGGCAUACUCUUUUACGGUCUCAUUGGCAACUCGACCAUCGCCGAAUGGAACAGCACAGUUGACUUUCGUGCCGGUCAACGUACGAUUGCCCGCGAUCCAAAUUAUAUUCAGUGGGCGGACCGUUUCACUUUCGAUGACCGUGGCAACGUUUACGUCGUCGUCAACAGAUUGUACAACUUUGUAAAAAAUCAAGUUUCUAUUGAAGAAGUGAACUAUAGAAUUUUAAGGUCUCACACUGGUUUGAAAAGCUACAUUUACGGAGAGGACUUGAUGCCGCCCGGCGGACACGGCCAGCACGGUGCCGGUUCUAUUCCAAAGCUCGCUGCGUCUUUAUUAUUACUGGCAGUUGCUCAUCUCUUAGUUUAG